Parascedosporium putredinis is the source of this 768-nucleotide messenger RNA. The record is from the annotation of a GenBank genome assembly. Lineage: Eukaryota; Fungi; Ascomycota; Sordariomycetes; Microascales; Microascaceae.
AUGGGCAUCCUGAAUCGAACCAUGGACAACUGGGAACCUCAAUCUUUUGUCCAGCAAAAUGUCGCGGAGCCGACGGACGCCGAUGUCCGGGCGUUUCUAGAGUUCGCCGGACUCAGCGAUGAUGAUAGAGCCCUUGCUACUCGGGCCUUGCGGCAACCGAAUGCCGAUGUCAAUCAACUAGUCAUGGAAUUCUACGAUGACGAGGUAGCAUUUCGUAAGAAGCACUCCUGGGACGAGACCGCUUUCACCGCGAGUAGAGACGGGUCAGAUGCGCCAAUGUCUUUCCACAUCGAGUCAGCGCCGGACCACGGCGGACCUCAGAUCCUGCACGGCGUCGUGCCUGGACAGGACAAUCCGUACUACGGAGCCACGGCUCCUUCGCGACCCCCAACACCCACAAAGAGACGAUCGCCCCUAGGCAGGGCGAUUGAUUUAACGACGGCCGACCUACCCGGUAGUCUCGGCCCUACCGCUGCAGACGACGAAGAUGAGGAUUUCAAGAGGGCUCUGAUGGAGUCAGCGACAGAGGCGGGCCUCGAUGCACCUCCCCAGGUCUCGGGCGUCAUGGGCGACUACGAGAGGCCAUUGUUUGGCCCGGCGACGAGAAAUCAGUACGAAGAGGACCAGUGGGCCCUCGUUCGCCAGGAGAACGCCGCCAGGACCGCCCCUGCGGUGGGCGUCUACCCUUCGCGUAGACGGCGAGACGCAAAUGCGCCGGCCUUCCUGCUCAACGACGGCCACCUGACCAUCGAAUCGGCACGAUUUUGA